AGGUAAAUAAACUGUAUCUCUAUAUCUCGUGGCGAAAUUCGGCACAGCCCAGUUUAUCAGUCACCGUCAAUAAAGCUAGUCGCCAGUGCCAGCUAUUGUGUUCCGUUCCAUAGGCAUUUAUAUUAGCAGUAAAAUCCCAAAAUAAGAUGAGCCUUAACUGUUUGAGGGUUGCGACCCUGCGUCUACGUGCCAGUUCGCGGAUUGCACAGAAUGUUGGAAGUGUCCGUUCGUACAUCGUUGAAGCUGGCAAACUUGCGCCGAUCAGUAGUUACCACCAUGACAGUAUUCGCAGUAGUGAUAAGUUUCAAGUGAAUAAUUCGUUAGCUCACGGAAAUCACCGGUGCUACUGUAGUAAAUGCCCAGAGAACAGGUUCGAUCCGCACACUAUCGACUUGAGUGUGGUGGCCGCCUACGAUGAAAUCGUUGACCUGCCAAACCAUCCCGAAAAGCUGCUGAUCGAUGUCCGUCGACCAGACGAACUGGCCGGCACUGGAACCAUCCCAACCAGCAUCAAUAUUCCACUCAAAGCCGUCGAAGAGGAGCUGAAGCUCGGCGCAAACCAGUUCGAGAGCAAGUACAGCCGGCCGAAGCCAAGCCAUGACAGCCCCAUCAUCUUUAGCUGUCGAUCCGGAUAUCGAGCCGGUACUGCAGCAGACAUCGCCGAAAAACUUGGUUUCAAAAAUGUCAAGAACUACGUUGGCUCAUGGCUGGAGUACGCCGAGAGGAAUGGUCUUCCGCUGGAACCGGCGGAGAACAAAUUUUACUGAUAUAUUAGUUUUAAUAUGUGUGUGUAUGAUGGAAUCGUAAUAAACCAACCGCUGCACGGCGGAAUUGGCGCCCCUUUAA
This is a messenger RNA of Armigeres subalbatus, 846 nucleotides long. Its product is annotated as rhodanese domain-containing protein CG4456-like. The transcript is spliced from 4 exons. The coding region runs from base 147 to 767 and encodes 206 amino acids. The record is from RefSeq and is a predicted model, not a curated record. NCBI's taxonomy places the organism in Eukaryota, Metazoa, Arthropoda, Insecta, Diptera, Culicidae.